Nothoprocta perdicaria is the source of this 5424-nucleotide messenger RNA. RefSeq names its product dedicator of cytokinesis protein 2-like. Gene Ontology annotation, biological process: cell migration; small GTPase-mediated signal transduction. Gene Ontology annotation, cellular component: cytoplasm; plasma membrane. Gene Ontology annotation, molecular function: small GTPase binding; guanyl-nucleotide exchange factor activity. The record is from RefSeq and is a predicted model, not a curated record. The coding region runs from base 16 to 5415 and encodes 1799 amino acids. NCBI's taxonomy places the organism in Eukaryota, Metazoa, Chordata, Aves, Tinamiformes, Tinamidae. The transcript is spliced from 52 exons.
GCUGCCGGCUCCACCAUGGCGCCGUGGCUGCCCACCAAGGAGGAGAAAUACGGCGUCGCGCUCUGGAACUUCCCGCGCACCAACGAGCACCACCUGCCGCUGCAGAUCGGCGAGACCGUGCACAUCCUGCAGGCGGCCGAGGGCUGGUACCGCGGCUACUCGCUGAGGAACCGGGCUGCCCGGGGCAUCUUCCCGGCCUCGCUGAUCCACCUGAAGGGCGCCGUGGUGCAGCGCAGGGGUGCAGAGGAGAGCCUGGUGCCUGCCGAGAUGCCCAUGGUGCAGGAGAUCACCACCACGCUACGCGAGUGGGCCACGCUCUGGAAGCAGCUCUACGUGACAGGGCAGGCGCAGCGGUACCGGCAGGUGAAGGACAUGAUGCACGAGCUCCUGGAGCGGCGCUCGCAGCUGCUGUCGGGGACGCUGCCCACGGACGAGCUGCUGCAGCUCAAGAGGGAAGUGACCAGCAAGAUCGACUACGGCAACAAGAUCCUCGCGCUGGAUCUGGUGGUGCGGGACGAGAAUGAAAACAUCCUGGACCCCGACCGCACCAGCGUCAUCAGCCUCUUCCAGGCACACCAGAAGGCUGCGCAGACCAUUGCCCAGCGCAUGCAGGAGGAGACGCGCCCGCAGCAGAGCGAGCUGGGCUGCAGCGCCCGCCUGGCGUCCUCGCCCUCGCACAGCCUCUACCUCUGUGUGCACAACUUCGUCUGCAACAUCGGCGAGGAGGCGCAGCUGCUCAUGGCGCUCUACGACCCCGCGGAGCAGCGCAUGAUCAGCGAGAACUACGUGAUCCGCUGGGCCAGCACCGGCGUGCCCCAGGACAUCGAGCUGCUCAACAACCUCAAGGUCGUGUUCACGGACCUGGGCAGCAAGGACCUGAAGCGGGAGAGGCUCUUCCUGGUGUGCCAGAUCAUCCGCGUGGGCCGCAUGGACCUGCGGGAGAGCCUCAGCAGGAAGCUCAGCACCGGCCUGCGACGGCCCUUCGGCAUCUCCGUGAUGGACAUCACGGACAUCAGCAAGGGCAAGAGCGAGAGAGACGAGGACAAGCAGCACUUCAUCCCCGUGCACCAGGUGGCCGCCGACAGCGACUUCCUGCACAGCAUGAUCCGCAAGGCGGCCGAGGGCAAGGACAUCAACCACAAGGGCCAAGGGUUCUGGGUGUCCCUGAAGAUGCUCUGGGGCGACCUGAGCCAGGUGCGCAAGGACCACCCGCACCUCGUGGACCGCAGCACCGUGGUGGCCCGCAAGCUGGGCUACCCCGAGGUCAUCAUGCCAGGGGACGUCCGCAACGACAUCUACCUGACGCUGGUGCAGGGCGAGUUUGACAAGGGCAACAAGAAGACGCAGAAGAACGUGGAGGUGACGGUGUGCGUGUGCGACGAGGCCGGCGGCGUGGUGCCGAACGCGAUCUACCACGGCGCAGGGGACAGGCCCGUGAGCGAGUACCGCUCCGUGGUCUACUACCAGCAGCGGCACCAGCGCUGGAUGGAGACAGUCAAGGUUGCCGUCCCCAUCGAGGAUGUGCACAGGACCCACCUGCGCUUCACCUUCCGGCACCGCUCCUCCAGCGACUCCAAGGACAAGAGCGAGAAGAUUUUCUCCAUGGCCUUCGUGAAGCUGAUGCGGCCGGACGGCACCACGCUGCGCGACGGGGAGCACGACCUGCUGCUCUACAAGGGCGACAGCCGGCGCCUGGAGGAUGCCAGCGCCUACCUGGGGCUGCCAUCCACGCGGAGCACAGCCGAGCCCCGUGCGGCCCCCGGCGCCUCCUUCCGCGCCGGCGCCGCCGCCGGCAUCAGCGUGUCCACCCGUGACACCUUCCAGAUCGCCACCCUCAUCUGCUCCACCAAGCUCACGCAGAACGUGAACCUGCUGGGGCUGCUCAAGUGGCGCUCGAAGCCCACCCUGCUGGCCGGGAACCUGCAGAAGCUGAUGAACGUGGACGGCGGGGAAGUGAUCAAGUUCCUGCAGGACACCCUGGAUGCCCUUUUCUCCAUCAUGAUGGAGAACGCGGACACGGACAUCUAUGAUGCACUCAUCUUUGAUGCCCUGGUCUUCAUUGUGGGGCUGGUGGCUGACCGCAAGUUCCAGCAUUUCAACGCGGUGCUCGAGGCCUAUAUCCGUCAGCACUUCAGCGCCACGCUCGCCUACAAGAAGCUCGUCACAGUGCUCACGCAGCACGUGGAGCGGGCGAGCCGUGGCGAGCCCGGCGAGCCGCUUGCCCGCACCUUCAAGGCGCUCGAGUACAUCUUCAAGUUCAUCGUCCGCUCCCGGCGCCUCUUCGCGCAGCUCUACGAGGGCAGGGAGGCCGCCGAGUUCCAGCAGUCGCUGCAGCGCUUCUUCCUCUGCCUCAACGAGCUGAUGCGGUGCCCGCAGGAGGGGCCCACGCUGCUCUCGCAGGGAGCAGCCCUGAAGUACCUGCCCUCCAUCCUCGAGGACGUGGCGGGGAUCUUCGACCUCUCGGCGCUGGGGGCGCUGCUGCGGGACUUCAUCGGGAACCUGCCGCCGCAGCGGCUGCUCAGGCAGAAGCUGCAGUCGCUGACGGACAUCGUCAACAGCAAGGUGUUCCAGCACGGCGAGUGCAGGGAGCUGCUGCUGCGCACGGCCGUGCCCAUCCUGCAGGAGCUCAUGGCGAAGGGCGAGGAGGAGGACGCCUGCAUCGCGCUGCUCAGCAACGUCCUCGAGGUGCUCUACAAGGCCCACAAGGGCACGGCGAGGAAGCACAUCCAGCUGCUGCUGGACCGGCUGCUGCCCACCGUGAACCGCAGGGUGAUCGUCCUGGAGCGGGAGAGCAGCCUGCGGAGCCACUACGUGGCCUGCAUGACAGCCAUGCUCAGCCAGAUGGACACGGAGCACUACAGCUCCUACAUUGCAGCCUUCCCCUCCCGAACCGAGCUCAUGGACUUCCUCAUGGAGACCUUCAUCCUCUUCAAGGACCUCAUCGGCAAGACCGUGUAUCCCUCGGACUGGGUGGUGAUGAACAUGGUGCAGAACCGUGAGUUCCUGCGCACCAUCAACCACUUCGCAGCCACCCUCCGGGAGACCUUCCUGCAGCAGAGCAGCUUCGAGCUGCAGCUUUGGAACAACUACUUCCACCUGGCCGUGGCUUUCCUCACCCAGGACUCCCUGCAGCUGGAGAACUUCUCCCAGGCCAAGCGCACCAGCAUCCUGGCCAAGUAUGGGGACAUGCGAGCCACGAUUGGUGCUGCCAUCCGGGACAUGUGGUACAACCUCGGGCAGCGCAAGAUCGAGUUCAUCCCCGCCAUGGUGGGCCCCAUCCUGGAGAUGACGCUGGUGCCGGAGCUGGAGCUGCGCAGAUCCACCAUCCCCAUCUUCUUCGACAUGAUGCUCUGCGAGUACCAGCUGACUGAGAGCUUCAGCUGCUUCGAGGACGAGCUCCUGCGCAAGCUGGACAGCGAGGUGGAGGGCGGCCGGGGCGACGAGCAGUACAAGCAGCUCUUCGAGAGCAUCCUGCUCGACUGCUGCCGCGGGCACCCGCAGCUGGCCGAGCCCGGCGAGAACUUCGUGGCGCUGGUGACGGGGCUCCUGGAGCGGCUCCUCGACUACCGCGCCGUCAUGAACGACGAGAACAAAACCUACAGCAUGAGCUGCACCGUCAACCUCCUGAACUUCUACAAGGAGAUCGACCGCCAGGCCAUGUACAUCAGGUACCUCUACAAGCUCAAGGACCUGCACGUGAGCUACGAGAACUACACGGAGGGAGCCUACACGCUGCUGCUGCACGCGCGACUCCUCAAGUGGUCGGACGAGCCGAACACGGCCCCCAUGCAGGGCUCGCACAGCCCCAGCCUGCACACACAGCGGCAGCUCAAGGAGGCUCUCUACAACCAGAUCAUCAGCUACUUCGACCAGGGCAAGAUGUGGGAGGAGGCCAUCCACAUCUGCAAGGAGCUGGCGGAGCAGUACGAGAGCGAGGUCUUCGACUACGAGAUGCUGAGCGACAUCUUGCAGCGUGAGGCCAAGUUCUAUGAGAAGAUCCUCAAGGUGCUGCGGCCCAGCCCCGACUACUUCGCCGUGGGCUACUACGGCCAGGGCUUCCCCACCUUCCUGCGGAACAAGGUCUUCAUCUACCGGGGCAAGGAGUACGAGCGCCGGGAGGACUUCGAGCUGCGCCUGCUCAGCCCCUUCCCCAACGCGGAGAAGCUGAAGACCACGUCGUCGCCGGGGCCGGACGUCACCGCCUCGCCGGGGCAGUACAUCCAGUGCUUCACGGUGCAGCCGGUGGAGGAAGCCCGGGUGCGGUUCAAGGAGCGGAGCGUCCCGGAGCAGAUCACCAACUUCUACAAGGCCAACCACGUGCAGAGCUUCAGCUACUCACGGCCCUUCCAGAAGGGCCCCAAGGACCCCGACAACGAGUUUGCCACCAUGUGGAUCGAGCGGACCACGUUCACCACGGCGUACCCGCUGCCCGGCAUUCUGCGCUGGUUCGCGGUCACCGCCACAGCCACGACCAUCAUCAGCCCCCUGGAAAACGCCAUCGAGACCAUGACAAGAACCAACGAGAAGAUCCUGAGCGAGAUCAACCGGCACCAGAACGACCCCAGCCUGCCUGUGAACCCGCUCUCCAUGCUGCUCAACGGCAUCGUGGACCCCGCCGUCAUGGGCGGCUUCGCCAAGUACGAGACGGCCUUCUUCCAGGAAUCCUACCUGCGGGAGCACCCCGAGGACGAGGCCGGCGUGGAGAGGCUGAAGGACCUCAUCGCCUGGCAGGCGCCACUGCUGGCGGAGGGCAUCCGCAUCCACGGGCGGAAGGUGACGGAAGACCUGCGGCCCUUCCACGCGCGCAUGGAGCAGUGCUUCGAGCAGCUGCGCGCCAAGGUGCACAGCCAGUACGGUGUGCGGGAGAUGGUGUCCCUGGAGGAGCGGCGCGGAGGGCGGCCCCGCUCCGUGUCCUGGGCACCCGAGUGGGAGCGGCCGAGUGGCGCCGCGAACAGCGCGGAGGCGGCCGUAGCCCCCAGGCCGGCCGAGGGCGAGCAGCGCCGCAGCGAGCGCAGGGAGCACCGUGCCAGCACCGUGUUCGGACAGCGGCGGCAGGAGCAGCGCCAGUCGGUGUCGGAGCCCCCGGGGCUGCAGGACGAGGGGCAGAGACUGCCCCGCAACGUGGGUGAGAGCGGCGCGGAGCGGAGGCCCCCGGCGAGCAGGGAGCCCGCGGGCGCACAGCCCGGCCCUGCAGCGCUGUCACCCACCAGCUUUGGGGGCCGCGUGAAGAGCGCCAGCAAGGCGCUGCCGCCGCCGCGAAGGAUCAGCCCCACCGUGUACGAGACCUUCCUGGAGCCGGGCGAGGCGGCAAGCGGCACCAAGGUGCCCACGUCGCCUGCACUGGACAGGAACAAGGGGCUGAAGUGGCCGCCGCCGCCACCGCCCCCCAAGUCCAGGCGGGUGUCGCAGCUCUGAGGCCAUGGG